Diospyros lotus (date-plum) is the source of this 1429-nucleotide messenger RNA. RefSeq names its product FCS-Like Zinc finger 14-like. NCBI's taxonomy places the organism in Eukaryota, Viridiplantae, Streptophyta, Magnoliopsida, Ericales, Ebenaceae. The transcript has 2 exons. The record is from RefSeq and is a predicted model, not a curated record. The coding region runs from base 367 to 1047 and encodes 226 amino acids.
UAUCUCUUUCUCUCUGCCUCUCUUCCUCUCCAUCACUGAAACCAGAGAGAUUCAGAGAACGAAGAAGGCGAAGACGAAGGAAGAGGAGUCAAGUCCCUCCCUCUCUCUCUCUCUCUCUCUCUCUAUAUAUAUAUAUAUAUAUAUAUGUUAUAAGAUUGUAAUAUAUAUGCUUAUAUGGUCAUAUAGUAGAGAUAUAUGUAUAGUACAGAGAAAAACGCGAAUCUUGAUUGAUUGCUAGAGGAAUCACCUGAAGGGCCUGAACUCCGAAGAAUUUUAUUCAAUCUCUAGGUUUGAUCAGAAAACCCACUAAACUGAAGGAAUAUAAUCACCGAUUAAGUGAGAGGAAAGUAAUUUCCGGCUGCAAAAAUGGCGGAUUUGAAGGGGAACAAGAACAGACUGGCCAUCAACCUUUCCCUCUUCACCGCCACCGAUCACAACGGCUGGGCGAAAUCAACGGCCAAGUCGCCGAGGAGCUUCCAACCGAACGCCGAUGGCGUCGUUGGGCUCGGAAUUGUGGCCGCCAUGAACCACGCGGAUCAAACCAAAUCGGGCCGAGCCGCUAUUUUGGCCGUCUCGCCCAGAUCAACCACCACGCCGAUCCCUAUCGCCGCCGGCGGUGCUAAGUUUGGCGGCGGGCCCAAUCUGGAGGCGGUGCUGUCGGAGGGUUAUACUUGCGUGAUUUCACACGUCGGUGAGAAUUUGAUCAGGAAACGCGAGUAUUUUGAUGGUGUUUUUGCCAAUGAGUCCCAGGUCAGUUCCGGACCGGUCGCCGGAGUUCAGGGUCACGGCAGCGAGGAAGCCGCGACGGUGUUUCCGACGGCGGAGUUUCUGAGUUCUUGCAAUCUUUGCAAGAAGCGGCUUCACGGACUCGACAUUUUCAUGUACAGGGGAGAGAAAGCAUUCUGCAGCGCGGAGUGUCGGUGCAAGCAAAUUUCAAUGGAUGAAAGGAAGGAGAGAUGUGGUUCGGGGGGGAUGAAGCAACUGGAGUGCUCGGUCUCACCCUGCUCCAGCCCCAUGCAGUUCUUCGCGGGGCUGGCUGCAGCAUAGACAGCCUUGCAGUUUGAGUUUCUAUAGAUAAAUAAAAGGGGGAUAGAGAAGUUGAGUUUGAAAAUGUAGCCGAAAUGAAUCAUUUGUACUGAAUUUGAAAGGUAUUCAAGGGAUGGAAAAUCUGCAAGAAAAUUGCAGGAAGUUGCUGCAAAAGGUGGGAGAUGAUGAUGAUGAUCUUGAGGAAGAGAAUUAGUUUCCGUUUGGCAGCUUGUUGAAAUGAAACACGAGAAAAUUUUAACAUAUUAUUAGUUUUUAUAUUAUAUAAUUAAAUACUACUCGGGAGAGGGAGCCAUUGUGGAGUUGGGCAAGCGUUUUGAUGUCUUAAGCACUAAAUGCAGUAUGUAAUAACGAACUCGCUACUCUUAGUAACGAAUUUGUCUCA